This is a messenger RNA of Bursaphelenchus okinawaensis, 1256 nucleotides long. Lineage: Eukaryota; Metazoa; Nematoda; Chromadorea; Rhabditida; Aphelenchoididae. The record is from the annotation of a GenBank genome assembly.
AUGUCAUUCUUAUUUGACACAUUUCGACCUACGAACAAACCCUUCCUGGACUCGUUUUACGAAUCGUCGAAGGAGAACCGAGCGCUAGACGGCUUCAAGUGGGCUAGCUCGGCGCUGAAAAGUGUUUUGAAUGGUCUGUUAUAACAACAUGCUAAAAGGGUCGGGAGGGAAAAUGAAUUGUUAAUGAGUUUGUUGGGGGUGAUUUGUAAAAUACGAGUUUGAUUUAAGCUUGAUAUAAAUUGAGGUUUUUGAGCUUUAAAAUAAGAUGAAAAAUUUUAAAAAUUUGAAGAAAGUUUUGAAAUUUUAAAGUAAGGUUAGAUUUAGUAGUAUACGUGCUGUGGAAGUCUUGUAACGCAAAAUCUCUUUUAUAACAAACAAUUUUAAAAGUUCCAAGCGAUUCGUAUAGGCACUAGCUUGAAUAUGGCACAUAUACAGGAGUUCCACUGUAUUCAAAUUUAAUUUAGUUUUACUAACCCAAAACUAACUUUAUCAACUUUAACUUUUUAUAUUUUUAGCUGACAACUCGGCCGAAGUCAAAUCGGAAAUGUCAUCGUUGUACAAAAGCGCCGAUGAGAGUUUCAACUCGUUCGAAACGGCUAAAAACUCACCGGUUUCAGUAAAAUCAAUGAAUUUUAACACGCCACAAAAGUCUUCUUCUACACCUACCAGGAAAAGCCUAUCUGCUCGGUAUUUGGAAGCCAAGGGGGAAUUGAAGAAUAACGAAAAGGAGCAGGACAAGGAUGUGAAGGUUGAUCAGAGCACAGUCAAAAAUUCGGUGGUGAAUGUCGAGAAGAGCCCGGAACAAAAGAAGGUAUUGGAAGUUGUGUCAGAUUUUGAAAAGACUCCACUACCUGUUGGCAUCAAAGAGGCACUACCGGCUUUGCCUGAAGAGCCUGAUUCGGUAAGUUGAUGUUGUUGAAAUUUUAAAAAAAUUGAAAUUUUGAAUUUAUUUUGAAUUUUAAAGUUUACGUUACAAUAAAAAUCUGUUAUUAUUACUUUGUUUUGUAAAAUACGUCACUUCCGUGUAGAGAACAUUAUUUAAUUUUUAAAAUUUUCAGUCUUUUUACAACAAAAGCCUCUCGUUCUACAUGAAGAUGGCCGAAGAUGCGGAGUCAACCACGUCAGAAGACUCGCUGGAACUGAACGAAGACACUCAAACAGAUCAACUAUCACCAAUCCGACACUCGUUACUUCAUCUGGUGGCCGAGGAAGACAUUCCAGAAAUUUUGGAGGCGAUGGCCGAGGAGGUUGGUUAA